GACGAUAUCACUGCACAUCCAAGUGAGCCGUCUUCUGCAAGUUGACUACUAACAACGCGGCUGGUAAUCGCGAUUCCACGUUUCCCCGACACGGAUGAGUUUACAGUAUCGACGGUGGGGAGCGGGAAAUUACGAUCCCAUACUAAUGGAAUUUCUAAUGGACGAUUCAAGAGAUGAUCAAUAUCUUUCAUUCAAAGAGGAACCUUCUGUGGAAGAAUAAUUUCGCCGGUCCCCGAACAUGCUGUUCAGGGACCGAAUGGGGUCAAUGUGCCACAUCAGCGUCCCAGACUCACCUGCGCAGGAAUGUAGAGAUUCUGACGCACCUCUGACGCACGAUAUCACCAUCUUGCUGGUGUAAAUGAGCGCGAUGCACGCGACGCCCUGUGUUAAAUGAUUAGAUUUACAAGAUUAUUCCUUUGCUUCUACAUGCCAAAGAAUAUACUCAAUGUUGAUCGACAAGCCAAGGGCGGAAAACCAAUAGCGUUCGACUUAUGGAGAAUUCGUGUGCACGGCCCUGGCGUCGAGCCUCGCCGAAGAUCAGCGAGUCUUGCCGACGACUUACAAGUCAGGUACGCGGGCUACACUCGUAGCCACGUGAUUGUCGCUCCCUCGCUCGCGCUGCUCGAUCAUCAACUAUCGAUCAUCGCGGUGGUACGGUCGAAUCAGUGCGCGCCGCAUCGCGUCGCGUGAUCAGUGUGUAUUGUGUCGCGCUCGUGUCGUCGAAUAGUCGCGACGCACGUGCGAACAAGUGUGCGCGCUCGCGUCAAAUUCGAACGUGCGCUCUCGUAACGGGUGUGUAUCGCGCAGCGUAGUAAUUAACGAUGAGAGCUAUCCGUGAAGAUCAGACGUAGUGUCUGUGCUCGUCGUGAUUGCGGUUUGUUCGCGAAACGACGAGUUUGACGCGACGUAACUGACGAGCGCUUGAAAGACGACAUGGCAGUGAUCCAUCGCGCAACGUUGUUCAGUGACGAAACGUCGACGGACUCCUCGCGGUUGCAGUUUUGUUGACGUUACGUGACGUCUCAAGCGAGGUCAAGUGGAGCAAUUGAGGCAUUGGGUGCAUGGAAUUUGCGAAAGAUUUCACCGGUCGAACGAAGAGAACAAUGAGUUAUGUGACAAGGAAAGAUAAGAACACUUUAAAAACUGGAACGUGUCAGUGCAGAUCGAAUUGAUAAAAAAAAAAGAAAGAAAAGAACGAGAUGAAUCCCUCGCCCACAGCUAAUCGGAGUUUCCUGCAUAGCCAUAAGGCUGGUCUGAUCUCUGACAAAGUUGUCUACGCUACCCUCGAUAGUUUAGCUCUGAAGCGAACGAGAUUGCCCCUACAGUUGCUUCCCGACGACAAUGUGGAAAAUAUGGAAAAAGCGGACAAUGAUAAGAGAACGGCCGGUGGGAAAACGUCCAAAUACUCGUCCAGCAAGGUGAAAUCCGGGGCGAGUCAGCAAUGGAAAAGUUACUCCAAGUAUCUGAUCUUCUCUUCCGCGAAAUCGGAGAACCAGUCGACUCGUUCCGCCGCGGUACCGAAUUCCGGAACUGGGCGCGAUAUCGAGAACACCGGACGAGAAGAAAUCAGCGCGCAGGCAAAUGCGACAAAGUACAUGGAGAAUUCCGUAGAAAUCGCAACGAAUCGUCCAUCCAUCAAGAAGGAAUCUCGUAUGAAAGACUUUCCAAACGAUGAUAGUCUGAUGCACUCGCAAAUAGAGAAUCGCGAUGAUGCUGGCAUUAUUGAAGAUCAACAUGGGAAAGAAAGAUGCCCCAUUGAUAGGAAAGACUCCAACUCAUCCGGUGAUUACGAGAAGAUGAACAUAAUAGACUGCAAGCUGUCCGAGAGCCUUAAGCCCGAAGUGUCGGAAAGGACCGAACAUGUAACGCGUGUCAACAUCGGGAAAGAUCUCCCGGCUGUGAAGUCGACGUCUGUAAACAACUCAGCAACGGAAGAGGUCACGUACGAAAGCGUGUACGUGAAAUAUUCAAAACAGGACUCGGAAUCGGUUACAAGCGACGAAACGUCGUCGCGGCAGAAGAAAAAGAAGCAGAGGCGCUUCGCCAAGAACGUCCUUCAUUACGUGCCGCAACAUUUGGUGAAUCAGCCGAAGAAAAAGAAAAAGGUGCAGAGGAAGUACGCGCUCAGCGACUCGCUGAGCUCCUUGAGAUCAUUGUACGCGGCAUCCUCGGAGGCUGUCCAGGACUCCUGCAGCAGUCAGUCCAGGGAGGUGACGAUCUCACCGCCGACCAACUUUGUUCACGUGGCGUCCGCCACCAACCCCAACUUAGUUUCGAACGAGAACUCCGUCAAGUCCACUAUCGUGAUUACUCAUCAGCAGAUAUGCGCCACGUUGCCUUUACUCGUUGGAAAGGACGAGCGACGCGUUGGGAAUGAGAACGCCGAGCGAUCCAAGGUCGCUGCAGGAAUGUCUCCUAUGGACGACGCGAACCAACCCGCGGGUGAACCGACCGACGAAAGCGUCGCGGGUAACAACGAGCACACGCAUUACGCCGAGAUAAAGAACGAAUCCCCGAGAGACCAGCAGGUGGCGAAAGUUUUGGAGACCGGCCAGCUGGUGAAAAUCGCGAUCGAGGCCGAUUCGCCGGAAGGUGAGACGUACGAACAGGUCUGCCAGUUCUCCUCCCCCCGGGCACUGCCGCAAGCCAACAGCAGCUUUCUGUGGAGCUGUCACCAGGCCAAGACUUUUCCGAGUGACAAGCAUGACGCUCGCGGAGCCAGCUCUAAGGAAAACGACUCCGAGGAAUACGACGACGUCGGCCCGUCAAACUUCGUCGCUCAAGCGGAAUCCGACUACGACGACGUGGGUCCGCCGGCCUCUCACGAGGUCACCGCCGCCAGUGAGGACUGUGAGGAGAUCUACGACGACGUGAUGCCGCCCGCUUUCAAGCGGGACGUCGUCGACGACUACCUAACUUCCGAGACGGUCGACGAGGUGUUGUCGGAGCGGCGAGCGAAGGGUUACGCCGAUCGUUAUUUUACGACGAACAAUGAAUAUUUUAGCGUGGACGAGGAAGAGCGAGACGAGCUGGGUGUGUACGACGACGUCGGCCUGCCGGCUGAGGAGCGUGUCAAUAGCCUUUACGCCGGCUCCACGCCCGGCUAUAUCUCAGCUAUGACCUCGAUGAACGGCAAGGAAUCCGAGUGGGAGGACGUGGAAGAGGUCUCGAGCGUCUUGCGUUGUCCUUGCCGGGAGAAUGAUCCAUGUGAAAAAGGGAACGAAGGGCAAGCCGGAUCGAGUAAGAAGAAGUUUGCUCAACGGUGGUCGCGGAAGACUCGGAAACAACGAUCCAGAAGGUCUCGCAGGGGCAUCAAGGCGACACGGGCAACCGUGAUUGCCGACAGCGCUUCCGAUGAUAGCACGUACGAGAGCCUGUACUCCUGCCAGCAGGAUGAUCUUAGCACCGACUCGGAAGGGACGAGCGAGGCGAACGAUAAGCAUCCACGACGUCACGCCAGUGAUUGCGUUAUCAACACUUACCUGGAGAGCCCUACGAGACCGACGCCGCCACCACCGCGAGAAGCCAGUUUGACACAGUCUCUCGGCAGAAGGGUCAAAAUGUUGCGCCGAACUUGGAGUAUCACGAAGGGCAGCCUCGGCAGGAUCAAGAGAAGAACGUCCGUGGAGGAGUGCUUCGACGAGAAGGAGCAAUCCGAGCAUCAACAUCAUCACGUCGAUAUCGGGAAGUACUUCAACUUCCGCAGGCGCUUCAGGAAAAACAUCGCCAGUCCGUCUACUUUUUAUAUCGGUGAAAAUGAUAAGAAUGCCGUUUGUGGUGCGACCGAUAAUAACAAUGGGACCGCCAAGGAGGCGAUUUACACCAACAGUCAGUACAUGGGUAGCGGCAGCGACGACUCGUCGACAUCUCCCGUCACCAAUGUCGAUCAUUACAGCGUGCUAGCCGAUCAGGAGCCUCUGUACCAGUUUUAUGCGGCCGCGGUGGCUCGUGUCGCUUUCGAAUCGGAUUCCGAAGGCUAUGAGGAGGUGGAAGAUACGAUGUGGAAGAAAAGUUCCACUACGGCAGAUUUAGCCAGGUCGGGACAGAGAAUGCUCUGGUGUCAUACCCCGCAAGUGAUGCACAGCGGUCUCUUGGAGAAACUGACACCGGAGGAGAAGAAGAUGCAAGAGGCAAAGUUCGAGAUCCUGACUUCCGAGGCGUCGUACUUAAAUUCCUUGCGAGUCCUAGAGAAUGAGUUCCUCAACGACUACGCGCUAACGCACGAGGUCCUUGCGCCGAUCGAGGUGAAUAAGUUGUUCGGCGGGGUGGCGAGCGUGCUGUCAGCGUCGCAAACAUUCCUGGCCGAACUGGAGGCCGUGUGGAGAGAGGACCCGAUGUUACCGGGUCUGUCGGACGUUUUGUUAAAGCACGCCCAGAGAUAUCAGGCCACUUAUGUGGACUACUGCUCGAAUCAAGUCAGCAUUGACUCCACCUUGAAAGAUCUCAGGUUAGGUAAUCGAACUCGGAAAGGCGCAAAAUUCUCAGAGACUGUCAAGCGCAUAGAGAUGCGACCGGCGUGUCAAAACCUAUCUCUGCAUUCCUUCCUGAUGCUACCAAUGCAACGUGUUACGAGAUUACCCUUAUUAGCUGACGCAAUUCUCUCCAAAUUAUCGAUGGGAAGUUCGGAUAGAGCGUCUUGGGAACAAGUUUUAUCCAACCUGAGCAACGUCGUCGCCGAAUGCAACGAAGGUGCUCGGACCGCUGCCCAAGAAGCCGAAAUGGAAGCUUUAGCGAGAAAACUAGAAUACUCUGCGAAAAUUAAACCGAUUCUUCUACGAGGCAAACAAUUGGUUAGAAGGGGAUCAGUCGUGCAGUUGUCGACGAAAACGGACACCGAAUACAAGCUCACGUUCGGCAAGAAAUUCAACAAGACUCCGCUCUAUCUUUUGCUAUUCACUGAUUAUCUUCUAGUCACGAAAUCGAAAUCCAACGCUCAGGACGAGUCUUACACUGUCAUAGACGCUUGCAAGAGGAAUCUCCUGGCUCUGGAACCAGCUUCCGAGGAGUCGCCAUUCGCAGGGCGAAACGCCAUGAUCCUGACCCUCCUGGAGAAUUACUCCGGCCGCCAUGUGGAAUAUAUCUUGACGUGUGAAAAUAACACGGAACGAGAACGAUGGCUGGAAGCAGUUUCGCCGCCCAAGCGUGGGUUAGUUGGCGAGACGCUGUACGAAUCCUGGGAUUGUCCUCAAGUGAUGGCCAAAUAUCCGUAUUCGCCAAAUCAACCGGACGAAUUGUCGUUACAGCCUGGGGACGUGAUAAAUGUAUUGAGGAAGAUGGCAGACGGUUGGUAUCACGGCGAGAAAUUAGUGGGAGGCGUGCAAGGGUGGUUCCCGGCGAAUCAUACGAAAGAGAUCGCGUCGGAACACAUACGCGCGCGGAACCUGAAGCAGCGACACCGUCUUCUAACACUCAGCAGUAGUGUGAUACAGCAAAGGAUGGCGAAACAAAAUCAAGGAACUCAUUGACAUAGUUGAAGUAUUACAGGAGGAGGAGCGUAAUUUGCUCGGACAAUUGUGAUCGUUGUGUUAAGUAACUGAAUACUUAUUUAUGUACGUGUGAUGAUUCUCUCGCGCUAUAUUGCAGUAUUUCAUAGCCGAUUAAACUAUGUGCCAAUGUAAUGUUACUCGUCGCCAAAGUGUGAAGCGGUUUUCUAAAAUUUUUUACGAGAAACGCACGCAGCCAUGGGGGAAAUUAAAGUGAGAGAAAGUAUGUUGCAAUAUGUCACCUGUAUAUUAUAUACAAGUGCACGAAAAGAGGAAGAAGAGGAUGUAACAAAAGUAUGCGUCUGUUUAUUAUUUUUAUACAAAUACAAUACAAAUGUUACUUCUCA
Dinoponera quadriceps is the source of this 5830-nucleotide messenger RNA. RefSeq lists its product as uncharacterized. Bases 1200 to 5465 code for a protein of 1421 amino acids. Gene Ontology annotation, biological process: activation of GTPase activity. Gene Ontology annotation, molecular function: guanyl-nucleotide exchange factor activity; protein binding. NCBI's taxonomy places the organism in Eukaryota, Metazoa, Arthropoda, Insecta, Hymenoptera, Formicidae. The record is from RefSeq and is a predicted model, not a curated record. The transcript is spliced from 17 exons.